AACCGGUGAUAAUGAAUUCCUAGCUCCUUCUCCAUCCCGAAGCUACUCUAAAUUCAGCCUCCCCUGCCACCGUCGUCUUUCCAUACCGAGAACCCUGAACGGCUUUCCAAAGUUCGGAGUUCAGAAGUUGUUCCGGUGUUUCGCUUUCACGUCUCGCCCCCGGGAGGCCGGCCGGAGUUACGCAGACUCCCUGCAGCGCAUCGUUACCAACCAGCAGCGCUUUCUCUGCUAGCCUCGGGAAUUUGUCCCCGGGGCCUGGCUGCAGCGACCGCUGCGCCGCUUUCCGCCUCCGGAGCAGAAAGAUCGGGGAGGACCUGGCGUGGCCCACGGAUCCUCUCACCGAGCCGGGAGAAUCCUACAUCCUGGACGUCCCAAACCCGUCAGCUGACCCGGGUGCUUGAACUCGGACCGAGACCUCCGUCCGUGCCCCCCGGCAGCGGCUGGUCGCCACUGCCCGCUGCCCGCAAGGAGAGCAGAGGGGCAUCUGAGAGAUGAUGUGGCUGUGGUUAGGGCUCCUGGGGAGGAAGCUGUUGCUCUGGGGCGCGGCGAGCGCGGUCUCCCUGGCCGGCGCCACUGUCCUGCUCAGCGUUCUGCAGAUGGUGGUGAGCUACGCGCGGAAAUGGCUGCAAAUGCGCCCCAUCCCCUCGGUGGCCCCCGCCUACCCUUUGGUGGGACACGCGCUGUUGAUGAAGCCCCAGGGCUCAGAUUUUUUUCAGCAGUUAAUUCAGUACACUGAAGAAUUCCGUCACCUGCCACUCAUUAAACUUUGGAUUGGUCCAGUGCCCAUGGUGGCUCUUUAUAAGGCAGAGAAUGUGGAGGUAAUUUUGACCAGUUCAAAGCAAAUUGAUAAAUCAUAUAUGUACAAGUUCCUUCAACCAUGGCUGGGACUGGGACUUCUCACAAGCACUGGGAACAAAUGGCGCUCCAGGAGGAAGAUGUUAACGCCUACUUUCCAUUUCACGAUUCUGGAGGAUUUCCUAGAUGUCAUGAACGAGCAAGCAAACAUAUUGGUUACUAAGCUUGAAAGCCAUGUCAACCAAGAAGCUUUUAACUGCUUUUUCCACAUCACUCUUUGUGCCUUGGAUAUAAUCUGUGAAACAGCUAUGGGGAAGAACAUUGGUGCUCAAAGUAACGAUGACUCUGAGUACGUCCGUUCAGUGUACAGGAUGAGUGAUAUGAUUUAUAGAAGAAUGAAGAUGCCCUGGCUUUGGUUUGAUCUUUGGUACCUUAUGUUUAAAGAAGGACGGGAACACAGAAAGGGACUCAAGAGCCUACAUACUUUCACCAACAAUGUCAUUGCUGAACGAGUCAAUGAAAUGAAGGCAGAGGAAGACUAUGCCGGUGCUGGCAGGGGUCCUGUUCCCUCCAAAAACAAGCGCAAAGCUUUUCUUGACCUGCUUUUGAGUGUGACUGAUGAGGAAGGAAACAAAUUAAGCCGUGAAGACAUCCGAGAGGAAGUUGACACCUUCAUGUUUGAGGGUCACGAUACAACUGCAGCUGCAAUAAACUGGUCCUUGUACCUAUUGGGUUCUUAUCCAGAAGUCCAGAGAAAAGUGGACAAGGAGCUAGAUGAUGUGUUCGGACAGUCCCAUCGUCCAGUCACUUUGGAAGACCUGAAGAAGCUUAAAUAUCUGGAUUGUGUCAUUAAGGAGACUCUUCGCAUUUUCCCAUCGGUCCCUUUGUUUGCCCGGAGUCUUAGUGAAGACUGUGAAGUGUCCGGUUACAGAGUCGCAAAAGGCACAGAAGCAAUCAUCAUUCCUUAUGCAUUGCACCGAGACCCCAGAUACUUCCCAGACCCGGAGGAAUUCCAACCAGAGCGGUUCUUUCCCCAGAAUUCCCAAGGACGCCAUCCCUAUGCCUACGUGCCCUUUUCUGCUGGACCUAGAAACUGCAUUGGACAAAAGUUUGCUGUGAUGGAGGAGAAGACCAUUCUUGCCUGUAUCCUGAGGCACUUUUGGGUAGAAUCUAACCAGAAGAGAGAAGACCUUGGCCUGUGUGGAGAUUUGAUUCUUAGGCCAAAUAAUGGCAUCUGGAUCAAGCUGAAGAGCAGACAUGAAGAUGAUCCCUAUCUCCAUCCUUGAGCUGUGACUUUAUCAUGACGAAGGUCAUUCUGUAAGAAACAGGGUAUUUGCAGUUUUUAGACCACGAGUUGAAAAUUGCUGAAUCCUUAGACCUAAUGUUUUUUUUUUUCUUGUCCCCAACUGAUCAUGGGAUCCAACUAUCACUGAAAGUGUUUGUGUGUUUAUUACCAGCAUAGAAGCUAUGUCACACCUUCUCUUUCUCUCAAGGGUACUGUUAGCUGGCUGAGUCAGCACCAAAAUAAACAUGCUAACAACAAUUAUACGAGAGGGAUCAUCAGCCUGUUCAAAUUCAUUUGUUAGACUCAAAAGACAUAAUUUAAAUGAAAUCCCGGAAUUAAAAAAAAUAUUCUUGUUUACUUGGAAAUUCAUAUAUCUUUUGAAAGUGUUGGGCAGUUAGGCUCUUCAGCAUAAUGGGCUUAAGUUUUUAUGAUGUCAUCAGUGCUGUCAGUUGACACGAGUGAUUGCUAUAACACUUUCAGAUUUUAUCAUGAAAAGCAGGUCCCUUGCCUGCCUGACUCACGUUCCAGUAGCUUUGAUGACUGUGUGUGCUAGAGGCUUCUCUCACUUGGUGGACACAAUCACCUUGUAUAUCGUGUUUUUGGACGAGGUUCCUCUCCACGGUGUCCAGCUUCUCACAGAAGCUUAAUUAGUGGCUUUUGAAAUUCAAGUGGCCAUAGAAAUUCUCUGCAUGUGUGCCAUUCUGUUAAGAUUAGGGACAUGCAACAGAGGAGACAAUAAAUCUCUGCCCAAGUUCUGCCAUGGCUAGAAAUAAGUGAAUAUCUACACUGAAACCUCUCCACUCCUUUUCUGAUAUACUUUCUCCUACAACAUACUUUGGUGUUAUGAACUCAGAACAGUGGCUGGAUAGAUUAGGACUCAGGAUUUCUACCCUCAGUGUGGGCACAUCUUUCUUGUAAUUCCUCUACUUUUGGAGGAAGACAGAGUCUGUCUUCUCUUUGUGUACUAUCACGCUUGGUUCAGGACUGCACAUCCAUUUAACUCAGCUCUGUGGAACCUCCCUGGCAAGCUGACAGCUGAAUUGCAUUCCUUGCAUUUUUCACAUGGUAUAUUACACCAUUCUUCCUCAUGCAGUGGCUUUUAGAAACUUCUUUUAAUAAAUGAUUUUUAACGGG
Molecule: messenger RNA, 3214 nt
Organism: Meriones unguiculatus (Mongolian gerbil)
Lineage: Eukaryota; Metazoa; Chordata; Mammalia; Rodentia; Muridae
Product: cytochrome P450 4V2
Exons: 11
Coding region: 492-2081 (529 amino acids)
Molecular function (GO): heme binding; oxidoreductase activity, acting on paired donors, with incorporation or reduction of molecular oxygen; iron ion binding
Source: RefSeq, a predicted model, not a curated record